UGAGAUGAAAAGAGAAGUGGGCAAUUGAAACCCUAAUGAACCAAUACAACUACCGUCACCUCUCUAAACCACCGCCGCCGGCCCAACCACACCGUCUAUUCCCUCCCACCGCCAGAAUUCCAACCCAUUCUCAACUGUAAUUCUUCAGUUCAGCCUCAAAUUGAAGCUGGUUCAGAUUUAGUUGUUUAGAAUAUCUGCAAAUUUUUGAGAUACAAGUAUGAAUAACGAACCUCCUCCAAAGAGUACUAAAUCACUGAAGAGAAAACGGAAGUCGAUCAAGAAGAAGAAGAAGAAGGCAGAGGCGGCUAAAGAAAAUGAUAGUUUGAACAGUAACAUUGUUUGUGAGUCUGAAAACUCUAUCACAGAAGAUAGGUCAAAGGCUUUGCCAGUUCCUUCCAUUGGAAAAUCUGUUGGAUGUUUGAAGAAGAAGCUUCUUAUUCUUGAUAUUAAUGGGAUUCUUGUUGACGUAGUUUCACAUCCUUUCCCAAAGAAAAUAAAAAGAGAUGCAAUGAUAGCGAAGAAAGCAUUAUUCAAGAGGCCUUUUUGUAGUGAGUUUCUGAACUUUUGCUUCGAGAAAUUUGACGUGGCUGUGUGGUCUUCAAGAAUGGAGAAAAAUGUCAACAGUAUCAUUAAUCAUUUGUUGGGAAACAUGAGUCAGAGGUUGAUUUUCUGUUGGAACAUUUCACAAUGUACUAAGACAAAUAUCAAAGCUCUCGGAAACAAUCACAAGCUUGUUGUUUUUAAGGAUCUGAGGAGAAUUUGGGAUAAGUAUUAUCCUGAUCUUCCUUGGGAGAAGGGAUACUACAACGAAUCAAAUACACUGCUUUUAGACGACUCUCCCUACAAGGGUUUACUCAAUCCUCCGCACAAUUCAAUAUAUCCGCCAACAUUCAGUUGUCGACAACUUAAUGACAGCUCACUAGGUGUUGGAGGUCUCAUACGAAAUUAUCUGGAGCGAUUAGCGAAUGCUGAAAAUGUGUCGAAGUUUGUAGAGCAGAAUCCAUUUGGUCAAAAGCGAAUCAGUGAGACGAGUGAAUCUUGGAGCUUCUACUGCAAUAUACUUCAUAGGCUUCGACCUAAAAAUUGAAAAUCAGGUGCCCUCUCAACUGGAAUAUCAAUUUUGAAGAAUUUGAGACAGAAGGCUCUUUCUCUCUGACUCUAACUCUAGUCAAUAAUACAUAACUGUGUAUUUUUGUGCAUGAUUGCACUUAAGGACCCUCUUUUCAAUUUUAUCACUGUUGUAUUUUAACUAUGAUUUUCCUCCUUUUGGAUAAAUGUACUAGAGUUGAAGUAUUUAAAAAAAUAGUUCUUGUUAGUUAGAAUUUUGCUGAAAAAUGCAGAAGUGAGAAUCUAGAUUUGGUUGUGUGGUGC
Messenger RNA from Lathyrus oleraceus (garden pea), 1371 nucleotides. RefSeq lists its product as uncharacterized. Bases 218 to 1087 code for a protein of 289 amino acids. The transcript has 7 exons. Lineage: Eukaryota; Viridiplantae; Streptophyta; Magnoliopsida; Fabales; Fabaceae. The record is from RefSeq and is a predicted model, not a curated record.